AUGGAGGGGCUGAAGACGUCCAAUGAUCGAUAUGCCAUAGUGGAGAGCUACUACAUCCUGGCGCAGGCGUACGGGCACGUGCCGGACCUCUACAUCAUGUGGAUGCUGCACCUCUGUGAGGCGCACCAGGAGAUGAGCCAGUGGGCCGAGGCCGCCCAGUGUGCUGUCUCUGUGGCGGGGGUGGUCAUUCGGGGCCUGCACGCGUCCACCACGAGGGAGUGCGCGUGGGAGGCCGAACACCUGGAGCUCCUCUGGCGAGUCUGCCCUCUCGCCCGCCACCAGUGGCGCGCCCGUCCCUCGCGCCCCUCCGCCCGCCCCCGCCUCCCCAACAGCGCCUCCAAGGGCGCUGCGGGCGGGGGCAGCGCGGGCGCGGCAGCAGGGGGAGGGGAGGAGAGUGACUUUGGGGCGACGUGUCUGAACACGGACAGCGCGGUGAAGUACCUGCAGAUGGCGUCCAGCUUCUUUGCCAAGGCCGAGCUCUUCCACUUCUGCGCUGAAAUGCUCUCCCUCACCAUCCCCGUCUUCCGCUUCCGCCGCGACUUCUACCAGUUGUCCAAGUGCCACACGUCGCUCUCAGGUAUCUACGACAACGUGCUGGCUCAGGAGCAGAACCCAAUCCCCUUCAAGGACGCAACAUACUAUCGAAUCGGCUUUUAUGGGGAACGAUUUGGAUACAUUGAUGGCAGGGAGUUCAUCUACCGGGAGCCUCGGGAGGUACGGCUGGGAGACAUCAUGGAGAAGUUGAAAUCGCUCUACGACGCGCGGGAGCCGGACGAGGAGCCGCUCCACGUCAUCCAGGACUCUCGCCAGGUGGACCCCGCCACCCUCAAGCCCGGCUUCGUCUACAUGCAGAUCACUGCCGUCGAGCCUGUCGUUGGGAUCGGCGAUGACCGCUGGCUCGGCCGAACCAUCGACCCAGCCGUGGCGGGAGCUCCGGUGUUUAAUUGCUUCUUUUUUGACACGCCGUUCACACCAAAUGGGAAGCAGCAUGGGCGGAUGGAGGACCAGUGGAAGAGGCGGACGCUGGUGUACACCCAGAGCACGCUGCCGAGCCUGAUCAGCCGGCAGCCGGUGGUUCGGUCGGAGGUUCGGGAGUACUCGCCGCUGCAAUGCGCCGUGGAGAUUAUUGAAAACAGGUCGCAUGCACUAGAGAUGGAAAUGGCGAGCCAGCUGGGAGCUGCGGGAGGAGCAGGGGGAGGAAUGGGAGGAGGGGGAGGAGGGGGACGUGUGCCACAGGACCCAGCAGCAGUGACAGCACUGAUCGCAGCAGCUGCAACAGCCGGCGGGACACUACGGCUGCCCCGGAUACAGACGCUGCAGCGGUUGCUGCAAGGGAGUGUUGCGUUGCAGGUUAACAGCGGGGUGCUGGGUGUAUGUAUGGCUUUCUACGAGGCCAAUCCUCAUGGCCAGGAGCCGAGACCCAAGGACCCGUCGAAGCUUCAGUCACCGUCGGGUGUUGAGACAUUGACAGAUGCGAUCGUGCAGUUUGUGGUGGUGUGCAAGCGAGCGGUGGCGGUGCACGGGCGGGCCGUGACAGAAGAUGAUAGGGAUUUCCAGGAGCAGCUUGAGAGGAGCAUGGAGGAGCUUGAGAGGGAGAUUUCGCCUUUCAUUCCACUAGGGCAGUCGUCCUUCACGAGAAGUGCGGAAUUUGCGAGCGCCGUUAAGAUGCCGUUGAACGCAGCAAGCACCCGGAGAUCCAACGGCUGUCGGCUGUCGCUGCGUGCGGCGAUGAUGGAGACGCCGCCGGUACCGAUGAAGAGCCACGAGGAGCGAAACCUGCCGCACAUUGAGCAGAUCAAGGCGCUCUCGCUCAUAACGGCCAUCAAGACGCCGUACCUGCCGGACGGCCGCUUCGACCUGGACGCGUACGACGAGCUGGUGCACCACCAGAUCGAGAACGGUGCAGAGGGGUUGAUCGUGGGCGGGACCACGGGCGAGGGGCACCUGAUGAGCUGGGACGAGCACGUGAUGCUGAUCGCGCACUCGGUGUACUGCUUCGGGAACAAGCUCAAGAUCGUGGGCAACACGGGCAGCAACAGCACGCGCGAGGCCAUGCACGCCACGGAGCAGGGCUUCGCCGUGGGCAUGCACGCCGCGCUGCAGAUCAACCCCUACUACGGCAAGACGUCGCUGGACGGACUCCGGAGCCACUUUGAUGUGGUGCUGCCAAUGGGCCCUGCCAUUGUGUACAACGUGCCGGGCAGAACGGGGCAGGACAUUCCUCCCUCAGUCAUUGAGGCCAUUGCCACACACGAGAACUUUGCCGGGGUGAAGGAGUGUGCGGGCAACGACCGCAUCAGCGGGUACGCACAGAAGGGCAUUGUGGCGUGGAGCGGCAACGAUGACCAGUUCCAUGAUGCGAAGUGGAACCACGGCGGUCAAGGUGUCAUCUCCGUCGUCAGCAAUCUCGUUCCAGGACUCGUGACCCAGCUGCUCAAGGGCCCUAAUCCAGAGCUGAAUGCGAAAAUUGCUCCUCUAGUGAACUGGCUAUUCGUGGAGCCGAACCCCAUCGGUCUCAACACUGCACUGUGUCAGCUGGGGCUCGUGAGGCCAGUCUUCCGCCUGCCAUAUGUGCCGCUGAAUAAGGAGAGCCGGCAGAAGUUUGUGGACAUUGUACAUGAGAUUGGGUUGGAGCACUUCCCAGGGGCCAAGGAUGUUCGGGUGAUGGAGGAUGAUGAGUUCCACAUCAUCACGCGGUUCUUUGUGGAGCAGGGCGUAUUCGCGCAGUUCAUCCGCAUCAUGGCGCUGGCCAAUCAGCCGUCGCCUCAGUGCGAGGGGGUCAUGGUGCAGCUGCUGCAGACGCUCAACCUCAUGAUUCAGAACCUCAAGAGCGAAAAGGCCAUCUACUACAUGUUCAGCAAGGAGCACAUCAACAACGUCAUCUCCUUCCCCUUUGAUUUCUCCGAUGAGGAGCUGCUCGCAUACUACAUCUCCUUCCUCAAAACGCUGAGCAUGAAGCUGGACAAGUCUACCAUCUCCUACUUCAUCGUGGAAAAGGAGGAUGGCAGCAGCGCCUUCCCCCUGUACGUGGAGGCAAUCCGCUUCUUCCACCACGAGGAGAGCAUGGUCCGCAUCGCCGUGCGCACGCUCACCCUCACCAUCUACAAUGUGCAUGACGAGCGGGCCAACCGCUUUGUGCUGAGCCCAUCAGCCAUCCGGUACUUUGAGGACCUGGCCAUUUUCGUGCGCCAGCAGAGCUUCACUCUUGCUCGCCUUGUUGCCAACGCUGUCAGGAACUUUGGGUCGAUAGUGGACGUGGGGCGGGUGGAGGCGUCGAUAGCGGAGAUCGGCGAUCUACUCUACUACUGCAACGACGUCAUGAGCGCUGGAAUCCCACAGCUCUCAGAGGUGGUCUCGGAGCACCUCCUCAGCAUCUGGGUCUUCCCCGUGCUCCUCGCCUCGCUCUCCCCCGAGUCUGGCUCGCCCAAUGCUAAGCGCAUAUCACCGCUGUGCGCCAUGUACCUGCUGUCGCGUGUGCUGCAUGUGGUGACCUACCGCCCCUUCCUCGACACCGCCACUCGCUCCAUCGCCGCCUCCCUCUCCGCCAGCCCUGCUGGCUCCGACGGGGAGAAGCAGCAGGAGAAGCAGCAGGAGAAACGGCAGGAGAAGCAGCAGGAGAAGCAGCAGGAGAAACGGCAGGAGAAGCAGCAGGAGAAGCAGCAGGAGAAACGGCAGGAGAAGCAGCAGGAGAAGCAGCAGGAGAAGCAGCAGGAGAAGCAGCAGGAGAAGCAGCAGGAGAAGCAGCAGGAGAAGCAGCAGGAGAAGCAGCAGGAGAAGCAGCAGGAGAAGCAGCAGGAGAAGCAGCAGGAGAAGCAGCAGGAGAAGCAGCAGGAGAAGCAGCAGGAGAAGCAGCAGGAGAAGCAGCAGGAGAAACGGCAGGAGAAGCAGCAGGAGAAACAGCAGGAGAAACGGCAGGAGAAGCAGCAGGAGAAGCAGCAGGAGAAACGGCAGGAGAAGCAGCAGGAGAAGCAGCAGGAGAAACGGCAGGAGAAGCAGCAGGAGAAGCAGCAGGAGAAACGGCAGGAGAAGCAGCAGGAGAAGCAGCAGGAGAAGCAGCAGGAGAAGCAGCAGGAGAAGCAGCAGGAGAAGCAGCAGGAGAAGCAGCAGGAGAAGCAGCAGGAGAAGCAGCAGGAGAAGCAGCAGGAGAAGCAGCAGGAGAAGCAGCAGGAGAAGCAGCAGGAGAAGCAGCAGGAGAAGCAGCAGGAGAAGCAGCAGGAGAAGCAGCAGGAGAAGCAGCAGGAGAAGCAGCAGGAGAAGCAGCAGGAGAAGCAGCAGGAGAAGCAGCAGGAGAAGCAGCAGGAGAAGCAGCAGGAGAAGCAGCAGGAGAAGCAGCAGGAGAAGCAGCAGGAGAAGCAGCAGGAGAAGCAGCAGGAGAAGCAGCAGGAGAAGCAGCAGGAGAAGCAGCAGGAGAAGCAGCAGGAGAAGCAGCAGGAGAAGCAGCAGGAGAAACGGCAGGAGAAGCAGCAGGAGAAGCAGCAGGAGAAGCAGCAGGAGAAGCAGCAGGAGAAGCAGCAGGAGAAGCAGCAGGAGAAACGGCAGGAGAAACGGCAUGUGAGGAGGAGCAGAAGCGCAUCGAGCUCUGCGGAUUUUGGGGUUCAGGAUAGCGAGUUUGGUGUAGGGAAAGGGAGGGAAGGAGCUUCUGGUGGCGCUGGUGGUGCGGCAGCAGCAUUGGUAGGAGCAGCGGCUGCAGCGGCAGGCACAGCAACAGCAGGUCACAGGUUGUCUGAUACCCAUCACCUCUCUGCAAGGCCUCCCGUCCCCCCUCCUGCUCACCUUACAACCACUGCUUCUGCUUUUGGUGCACAAGGCAUAGUCUCCCCACCUUCUGCAGCAGCAGCAGAGGGGAGGGAUGGAGGCGCGAGUGCAGGAGGAGUGGCAGAAAGGGGAGAAUCCUCAGCAGCAGAGGGGAAGAAGGCAAAGUGGCCGUUGUCAGCAAGACGUGGAAUUGCGGACUCACUGGGUGGUUCCUUCUCAGAGAGUCUGGAUGGGCGGGAGGGCAGAGAUGGGGGCAGUGAGGAAGCAGGGGAGAGAGGAGGGGAGAGAACAGGGGACGGCAGGGAAGAUCUAGCGGCAGCAGAUGCGCCGAAUGGGUAUGUUGCUGGAAGGGAGGAGGCAGAAAGCAAGCAGGGGGAAGAUAAGAAUCGUGGGGAGGAUGGGAAUCGCAGUGGUGGUAGGAGCGGUGUUGUGCGGUCAGCAUCGGCACGAGACAGGCCGGCUCUGUCGGCGCGCAGGCACCUCAGGACCCAGAGCAGUGGCAGCAGCAGGAGUCUUACCGACUCGCCCCAGCGCAUCAAGAGCUCAGACUCCCCACAGCAAAUGAAGAGCCUGGACUCUCCGCAGCUGAAUGAGAGCUCGGAUGCGGUUCAGAGGAGCUUCAGCUCGCCCCUCAGGAGCUCCCCGUACAGGAAGCAGCGCCAUGCGUCUGACACCAUUAUCCUGGACCUCGACCCCACCGCCAGCGCCUGGGACACGAUAGUGUCAUACCUGCUGUGCAACAAUGAGCGGUGGGUGCUGGCGUCGCUCUGUGUGCUCUGCGGUCUGCUGCAGAACACAGCGGUGCACGACUCGUUACUGGAGGAGCUGGGCAUGCUGCCGUGCAACCGCCGCCACCGACGACUCCUCGUGGAGGCAUUGGUGGGUAACCAAUCAGAGGAGCAGCUGAAGCGGCUGCUGAGGCGGCAGGACAGUGAUGCAGUGGAGGGGGGUGAGCAGGCAGAAGCAGGAGGGGGUGGAGGGGGAGCAGGAGGAGGAGCAGAGGCGGGCAGGGAGGCUGAUAGGCUGUCGCAUGCAGCAGCAGAAGCACCGUUGGGAUCAGGAGCAGAUACAGCUGUAGCACCAGCACCGGCAGCAGGUUCUGAUGCCAGCUCAGCAUCGGGAUUAUCUGUAGUAGACAGGACGGAAUUGAGGGGUGACAGUAGCGGGGGUGAGUGUAGUGAGUGUGGCAGCAGCAGAGGGUCUGGCAGUGGGCGGUGGGCAGUGGGGGCAGGAGCAGGGCCGGUGCUAGGGAGUAGAUUUAUGGCUGUGGGUGGUGGCGGGGAGGGGGGUGGCGGGGAGGGGGGUGGUGGGGAGAGGGGUGAUGGAGCAGUGGGGCGUGAUGGUGAGGGUGGGGGGAGGGGGAGAGGAGGUGAAGAGAAGGGGGAUGAGAGAGGGGGAGGAGGUGCGGUGCUGGACGAGCAGCGUGAUCGAGCCGAAGGGAAGGCAUCUCCAUUCAGGUGUUCAGCUUGUGGGUGUGGUGGGGCUGACACCCCGUCAUUGAAACAGCACUCCAGAAAGAGACGGCAGGUGGUGGACACGGUGUUUGUGCUGCUGUGCAAGAGACCGCCGCCCUCACCUGAAGCCCUGUGGCACGCGGGGUGGCUGCUGCGCCAGCUGCUGCCGCCCAGCCAUCGCCUGCAGUCAGCACAUAAGAAGCUGCUCACUCACGCAUAUGAGCUGGCACGUGGUGACCUGGUGGGGGAGUUAUUGGACUGCUGGUGUGACAUGCUGCCUGCUGCUAUGGUCGAGGAGUGGAAGGCAUGCCGGAAAGCACUGGAAUCAGCCACGCUGGCCAAUGACUCCUCUCUCGUCCUCAUGCCCAGCCUCCCGCCCCUCCUCACUGAUGGUGACUCGUCGUCAGCAGCGUUCGGCGAGAGAAUGCGCACCGUGGUCAAGGUGUACGUGGCGCUGCAUCAGAUGCGAGCCACGCUGCUAGGCCUGCCUCUCCCAGACGCCCCUCCUCUUGCCACAGCAGCCCCUCCCCUCCUUGAUGCUCGGUUCGGCCGCAAGGGACUCAAUCUGCCUCAGGCGCAGGAAGGCACCGAGGUGCCUCUAGAGCCUGGCGACGCCAUCCCAUGCCGAGUGGCGUUUGAGCGGGGCAAGGAGAAGCACGUGCUGCUGCUCGUGGCCUCCUGUGCGGCCAACGGCUGGGUGCUGCUGGCAGAGCCGCCUGCCGGCAUGACAGCCAAGGCUGCUGUGGCCGAAGGGGCUAUAGGAGUCGUCCGUGUCGUCGCUCCACUCGCAGGCUGCCAGCCUUCACUGGACCCGAAGCACAAGCGCUGGCUGCAUCUGCGCAUCCGCUCGCCCCAGGCCCCGGCCUCCGAUGCCGACUCUUCAUCGGUGAAGGGCCUGAAGUCGCUCAAUGGCGCGCGAUGCCAGUCACGCGUCGUCGCCAUGGCCACCAAGAAGAAGGUUAACACCUACCUUGACGACUGGAGGAAGGAGUUCAUCGGGUACGGUCUCUUCGUCGAGGAUUCCGAGUCCGCUCCCGUGAACAUCGUGCAGCAGUUGGAGAAGAAGAAGCUUCUAUCGCAAGUCGAGAAGGCCGGUCUGCUCUCGAAGCUCGAGUCAUCCGGUCUCACGCUCUCCAAAAUCGAGGAGCUCGGCCUUCUAUCCAAGGCCGAAUCUCUCGGUCUGCUCAGCCUUGCCGAGAAAUUCGCCACCACUCCCGCCGGUACCUUCGCCUCUGCGGCUCUCCCGCUCCUCGUCGCCGCCAUUGCCGUGCCGGUAUUUGUGCCUGACGACAGCACAGCUCUUGUGAUUGGCCAGCUCACAGUCGCUUCUCUCCUGGCUCUCGCUAGUGUCACGUCGUUCAUAUUGUCCCUCAUCCUCGGUCUCCUCCAAGAGUAG
Molecule: messenger RNA, 7605 nt
Organism: Closterium sp. Naga37s-1
Lineage: Eukaryota; Viridiplantae; Streptophyta; Zygnematophyceae; Desmidiales; Closteriaceae
Source: the annotation of a GenBank genome assembly